This is a messenger RNA of Exophiala bonariae, 747 nucleotides long. RefSeq lists its product as uncharacterized. NCBI's taxonomy places the organism in Eukaryota, Fungi, Ascomycota, Eurotiomycetes, Chaetothyriales, Herpotrichiellaceae. Bases 1 to 747 code for a protein of 248 amino acids. The transcript is spliced from 2 exons. The record is from RefSeq and is a predicted model, not a curated record.
AUGCCUAAAGUCAAGUACAUCCUCCUCGACUGUGACAACACUCUUGUCCUGUCUGAGCGUUUGGCUUUCGAAGCAUGUGCGGAUCUCACCAACGAGAUCCUUGAAAAGAAGGGUCUCUCCGAUCGCUACACUGUUGACAGUCUGCUUGAGGACUUUGUUGGUCAGAACUUCCGUGGCAUGCUUGUUGGUCUACAAAAGAAGCACAACUUCCAAUUGAGCCCUGAAGAGUUGGAGGACUAUGUUGCUCAAGAGUUGGGCCGUGUCACCCAGAAGCUCAGCGAGAAAGCUGUUCCUUGCCCUGGCGUCCCAGAGGUCCUCAAGAAUCUCAAGGAGCAAGGCUAUCCUAUGUCUGUUGUCUCCACCUCCGCAAAGCCUCGUGUCGUCGCGUCCCUCAUCAAGGCCGACAUCCACGGUUACUUCCCAGACGAGCAUGUCUACAGCGCUGCCACCUCGCUCAACCCACCUUCCUCAAAGCCCGACCCCAAGAUCUACCUCUACGCUUGUGAGCAACUCGGUGUCAAGCCUUCAGAAGCUGUCACUGUCGAAGACAGCAAGAGUGGUGCCACUGCCGCCAUGCGUGCCAAGAUUCCCUUCAUUGGGUACGUCGGUGUCUAUGGUAUCGAAGAAGGCAAGGAGAAGAUGGAACAAAUGGCAAAGGUCCUCCGUGAGCAAUGCAAUGCUGAUGAGAUCAUGUACGACUGGAAGGAGUUCCCCGAACUCUUGAAGAAGAUCGAGGCUCGCAACUAG